This is a messenger RNA of Ipomoea triloba (trilobed morning glory), 2236 nucleotides long. RefSeq names its product calcium-dependent protein kinase 5-like. Gene Ontology annotation, molecular function: calcium-dependent protein serine/threonine kinase activity; calcium/calmodulin-dependent protein kinase activity; calmodulin binding. The transcript is spliced from 9 exons. Gene Ontology annotation, cellular component: nucleus; cytoplasm. Bases 298 to 1998 code for a protein of 566 amino acids. The record is from RefSeq and is a predicted model, not a curated record. Gene Ontology annotation, biological process: peptidyl-serine phosphorylation; intracellular signal transduction; protein autophosphorylation. Lineage: Eukaryota; Viridiplantae; Streptophyta; Magnoliopsida; Solanales; Convolvulaceae.
UGAUUUAUCUGAUCUAAAGGGAAAUAUUUAAAUGUCAACCCGGAAAUGGAGGUGAAGUGAUCUGUGAUCAUCAUCCAUUUAUUUGAAUGGUUUCUACUCUCCGUCAUCGUCAACCGCAGCGACUCAUCCACAGCAGCCACUUCAGGUCAGCGCUACACCUACAUCGUCCUAAAUCUCCUACGAAAUCAGAUAGAUCAUCGCACUUUUCUCCUUUAGUUCCUCCUCGCAAGGUAAUCUUGAUUCGGAAAAACACUGGACGAUGAUAAAGUUGUCAACUUGCUGAGCUGUGAUUGUUUCAUGGGCAAUACAUGCCGUGGAUUUUUAGGAGGCAAAAACUUUCAGGGCUACGCCAAGCCCCAAGAUCAUUCCAUCUCCAAGCGUAACCCUUCUUCAGGCCAUUCUGACUCUUCUGCUAAUUAUACCUCCCCUACCAGCUUGACCUCUUCCCAGAACAAAGAUCUUACUGGAGAUACCCAACCCAAUCCCAAACAAGAUCAGCACCUCUCUAUCAUCAGUGCCAAAAGGGACAGCAUCAUGAAUCGUUCCACCAACAACCAGGCUUACUACGUUCUAGGUCACAAGACUGCUAACAUUCGCGAUCUUUACACAUUGGGACGUAAAUUAGGCCAAGGUCAGUUUGGCACCACUUUUCUCUGCACCGAGAUUUCCACUGGUAUUGAGUAUGCUUGUAAGUCUAUUUCAAAGAGGAAGUUGAUCUCCAAAGAAGAUGUAGAGGAUGUUAGGAGGGAAAUUCAGAUAAUGCACCAUUUGGCUGGUCACAAAAACAUUGUUAGUAUCAAGGGGGCUUAUGAGGACCCUUUAUAUGUUCAUAUUGUUAUGGAAUUAUGUAGUGGUGGUGAAUUGUUUGAUCGCAUUAUUCACCGUGGUCACUACAGUGAGAGAAAGGCUGCUGAAUUGACUAAGAUAAUUGUGGGAGUUGUUGAGGCAUGCCACUCACUUGGGGUUAUGCAUAGAGAUCUCAAACCAGAAAAUUUCUUAUUGGUUAACAAGGAUGAUGAUUUCUCACUUAAAGCAAUUGAUUUUGGACUCUCGGUUUUUUUCAAUCCAGGCCAAAUUUUCACUGAUGUUGUUGGAAGCCCAUAUUAUGUUGCUCCUGAGGUGCUUACGAAGAAUUACGGUCCAGAAGCAGAUGUGUGGACAGCAGGGGUCAUACUUUAUAUACUGUUAAGCGGUGUGCCGCCCUUUUGGGCUGAAACACAGCAAGGGAUAUUCGAUGCAGUUUUGAAAGGUGACAUUGAUUUUGAAUCAGAUCCUUGGCCCAUAAUUUCAAACAGUGCAAAGGAUCUAAUCCGGAAGAUGUUGUGCAUGCAGCCUUCUGAGCGCUUAACUGCCCAUGAAGUAUUAUGCCACCCUUGGAUUUGUGAGAAUGGUGUUGCUCCUGAUAGAGCAUUGGAUCCAGCUGUACUUUCUCGCCUUAAACAGUUUUCAGCUAUGAACAAGUUGAAGAAGAUGGCCUUACGGGUAAUAGCAGAAAGCCUAUCAGAAGAGGAGAUUGCUGGUUUAAGGGAGAUGUUUAAGGCCAUGGAUACUGAUAAUAGUGGUGCAAUUACAUUUGAUGAACUCAAAGCUGGUUUAAGAAAAUAUGGGUCUACUUUAAAGGAUACAGAAAUACGAGAACUAAUGGAUGCGGCUGAUGUGGAUAACAGUGGAACCAUAGAUUAUGGAGAAUUCGUAGCAGCGACAAUUCACCUUAACAAAUUAGAACGUGAAGAACAUCUUGUUGCAGCAUUUCAAUAUUUUGACAAGGAUGGAAGUGGUUAUAUUACAGUUGAUGAGCUCCAGCAAGCUUGUGUAGAACAUAACAUGACAGAUGUUUUCUUUGAAGAUAUAAUCAGAGAAGUGGAUCAAGAUAAUGAUGGGCGGAUUGAUUAUGGGGAGUUUGUUGCUAUGAUGACAAAAGGAAAUGCAGGUAUUGGAAGACGAACUAUGCGAAACAGUGUGAAUAUCAGUAUGAGAGAUGCACCAGGAGCUCAUUAGCUUUUGAAAAGACACGUCAUCUAUAGGGUGUACAGGAUUGAUGGCAGAUGAUGAUGCAGCAGAGCUUUUGUUAUGCGCGCAUGCUUUCCCUUGAGUUGCCAUAUGCCUGCAGAAAUUGUUGUAAACUUUGUAGACUCCAUCCAGUGUAUGAAAGAAAUUGUUUCAGCUACUUUUAAGGUAUUAAAUUGUCACCUUCUGCAGCAUUGAAGAUAUUGACCUUUAAAUUAUUUUGCACGCA